AUGGGGCCCCGUCUGUGGUGGUCUAUUGGCUCGGGCCUGGUUCUGGACUGGCGGCGAGCUACCCUUACUAGCCGUCCGCAGACCGGCGCUUACGGUGGCCGGAGAUCAUUUCUCGUUCCCCAACGCCCGGAAUGUCACCUAUUGCGGCGGCUGGGGCGCGAGGAGGAUAGCUCGCUCACGCGCUCCGCAUCCUCCUUUCCGAGCAUCACUGCUUCGCAGGAAAAGGAGGCGGCUUCCCAGUUCCUUCUGUUCGAUUAUGGACACCGCCAUAUGUAUGAUAAUAAACUAUUCGGGCCUAUUUACCUUCAUCGUCCAUUGAAUAAUUCUCUUGUCUUCAUCAUCAUCAUCAUCAGGCAGUCUACUGCUAGAGUCCAGGAGCUACAAAAUUAG
Spodoptera exigua (beet armyworm) is the source of this 390-nucleotide messenger RNA. The record is from the annotation of a GenBank genome assembly. Lineage: Eukaryota; Metazoa; Arthropoda; Insecta; Lepidoptera; Noctuidae.